Messenger RNA from Alternaria triticimaculans, 1086 nucleotides. RefSeq lists its product as uncharacterized. The record is from RefSeq and is a predicted model, not a curated record. Bases 1 to 1086 code for a protein of 361 amino acids. NCBI's taxonomy places the organism in Eukaryota, Fungi, Ascomycota, Dothideomycetes, Pleosporales, Pleosporaceae. The transcript has 3 exons.
AUGUUUGACCGACAAGACACAGGACAGUCGGCAGACGCAUCUUCCCAGCCAUCACUGUCAGCGACUUCAACGCCACCAAGCUCCACAACAGAAGGAGGGACGACAUCAGUUCGGCCGGCGCCGCUCCCGAACGACACUGGUCUUGCACAAUCUACGUCGAAGGGACAGGAUGGUGUGACUGUCCACUCACACGUCACUGUCACUGCGACCUCGAACGGCGCACCUCAAUCUACCGCCACUGCCGCUGCUGGUCCUACACUCAGUACCACCGCUAUCGCUGGCACAGCAGCAGGCGGUACCGUAGGUAUUGCGCUCAUCAUCGGCCUCAUAUUCCUCUUUAUGCGUCGUCGCAAACGCCAAUCUUCACUCGCGUCACCAGCAGAUAUAUGGGAGCCCUCUCGCAACACCAGCCCGAAGCCUAAGUUACCAAACGUACAAAACGAUUCGAGCUUCGGUCGAUACUCGGAGAUGGGAGCCGGUGUACCCGUGCGUCAGCGCUCGAAAGCCGAACUACACAGCGAGGAUAUGUCAUCACCACGUCCCCAAACUGGCUACUACAUGCCACCAGAAAUGAGUGGUGCGGGCAAUGAGAGCGCGCGAUACUAUCAAUCAGCACAACGACCUGAACCGCAUCGUCAUGGCAGCAAUAUGGACUCUCGAUACCCUGAGCUGAGUUCACACGCCGUAACAAGUAUGCCAUCACCCACGUCACCCAUCUCUCAAGCUUCGACAAUGCAAGGCUGGCAUGCAAACUCGCCUUCCGGCGCACCGACGAUCAGACUGAGCAGCGCUGAUCUUCGCAGCGAGGGAAUGAGAAGUCCAGUGAGUGAGCUCGGUACCCAUGCACCUCUGCGCUCCACGCGCUCGGCUGAGCUACAUGGCGCGGGUACCAUGAGUCCAAUGAGCGAGCUUGGUACUGAUAGCUUUCACGGUGUGGGUCACGGAGCGGCUGAGUUGCACAAUGAGCCUCUGCUUCCGCCGCAGAUAGAUUCGAGGAGCAAGGGAGAUGUGCCGGAUGGUGUUGUGGAGAUCGACGAUUCGGAUAUGCAUAGAGGACAUCGACCUGGGGUUUCUACGAACUUCUGA